AUGGUUCACACCACACCCACCACCCUCCUGGCCCUAACAGGCCUAGCUGCCACAGCUACAGCCUACAAGCAUACAUGGAGGGACCACAUGAAGUGCGCAGCUGCUGUAGCCCAGGAUGCGGAUUACCCAACCUGCACCUCACCCUCCAAGUUUUACUGCUUCUGCGCGCAGCCAUUCGAUCCGAGCAAAAUAAGCAGUGCAGCAAGAGAUGUGUGCGAGGGAUUUGGAAUCCCAACGGAGUCUAUACACAGGUUCAUCUGCGACGGCGACGGCCAUUGGGAUGAUGACGAUGUGUAUGAUCGGGACCAUGGCUACCACCAUAACUGCCACCAUGCCUUCGCUUACGACGAUGACGAUGGCAACGACGAUGACAGAGACAGAUAUGGAUAUCGCAUCUCCCAUCCCCACCGCCUCAGCCACCCCAACAUGCGUGUUGCCGCUCCGGAGAGUGAGACCGGGUCCUCAAACACAGCUAAACACAGCCCCAACGUCCAGAGCAAGAGGGCGUACGCUCCAGGUCUCUCCCCUUCCGCCUCCUCCUCGGCCUCUGCCAACCGCGCACUCGUCACUGACGCCCCGUCCGCCCUUGACGAAGACAGCGACUACGAGGACGGCAACGAGCAGGGGUUCAGGGUCAUCACGGAGGUCCUCACGCAUACAUCGUGCGACUGUUCGUCGUCGACCGUAGCGGCUGCGACGGGCAGGAUGUCGAGUCGACCGGCGUAUGUUCACCAGAGCGCGGUUCCUGUUUUGUCUUCGUCGUCGGUGCAUACGCGCGUUUACCAGACUGUGGUUCCGGUGUCGUCUCCGUCGUCAACGCACGUGCAGCUUCACCAGACCGUGGUCCCUGCUGUAUCGUCAUCGACAGCGCACGCGCAUCUUCAUCAGGCUAUGGUCCCUGUCUCGUCUUUGUCGUCAUCACACAUGUAUGUUCACCAGACAGCAAUUCCUGCUGCAUCUUCGCCGAGUCGACCGGCGCACCUUCACCAGGCCAUGGUCCCCGUUUCUUCGUCGUCGACGCAUGCGCACGUUCCUCAGACCACGAUUCCUGUUUCAUCUUCGUCGAGUCGACCGGCGCACCUUCACCAGGCCAUGGUACCUGCUGCAUCUUCGUCGUCGGCGCACGCGCACGCUCACCACAGCGCAAUCCCCGUGGCAACUUCUUCAUCAGCGCAUGUGCAUGUUCAUCAGGACAUGAUACCCGUGUCGUCUUCAUCAUCAGCGCAUGCGCAUGUUUAUCAGACCGGGGUCCCCGGUUCUUCAUCGUCGACGCACAUGCACCUUCAUGAGAGCGCGAUUCCAAAGCCAACUUCGUCAUCAGCACAUGCGCAUGUUCAUCAGGCUGUGGUUCCUGUUGCAUCCUUGUCGAGCCAACCGGCGCACCUUCACCAGGCCGCGAUUCCCAUUCCAUCAUCAUCAGUAUCGGCAUCGAGUACAUUGGUUAGAUCGCAUGCGCAUGCGCAUGUCCAUGCGCCUGCAUCUAUGUACGUCUCGGUGCCUGCGCCCACAGGUGUUGAUGCGCAGCGGAGCGGGUAUCCCAGUCAUCACAAGUCGAUGGAUUCGUAUUUCAUGGUGCCGUCGGCGUCGCCUUCCCCCUCGCCUGCGGCAAUGACGUUUGAUGGGGGCGCGGCGGUGGGGGUGCUUGUGCCGAGUUCGGUGGUUGUGCUUGGGUUGACUGCGUUAAUGGCGUUCUUUAUGUGA
Aspergillus fischeri NRRL 181 is the source of this 1701-nucleotide messenger RNA. Its product is annotated as extracellular serine rich protein. NCBI's taxonomy places the organism in Eukaryota, Fungi, Ascomycota, Eurotiomycetes, Eurotiales, Aspergillaceae. Bases 1 to 1701 code for a protein of 566 amino acids. The transcript has 3 exons. The record is from RefSeq and is a predicted model, not a curated record.